UCUCCAGCAGCACAACUUUCCCUCCACACUUUACUUUAUCACCCUUUCCCGAGGCAGAGCGGGCUAACAUGCUGCACCCGUGAGCAGAACUCUCCAUCAUCCGGUGUAUUUUUAUUAUUAUUACUAUUUAUUGCGUUCAAGAAACCAACAGGUGACCCGCGUGAUGCCCAGCAAAUCUCUGCGCCCUCGGCUCUGCGUCCUGGAGAAGGGCGACACCGGCUACGGUUUCCACCUGCACGGGGAGAAGGGCAAAACCGGGCAGUUCAUCCGCCUGGUGGAGCCCGAAUCCCCAGCUGAGAUGUCCGGUUUGCGCGCUGGAGACCGGCUGGUGUUCGUGAACGGAGCUCGGGUGGAGGCCGACAGCCACCAGCAGGUCGUGGCGCGGAUCCGGGAGAGCACCGGGAGCCUGGAGCUCAUAGUGGUGGAUGUGGACACCGAUCAGCUACUGAGAAAACACGAGCUGCGGUGCGAUGAAGAGUUCGUCACGGAGGGAAUCCCGGUGGCUGAGGAUGAACCGGAGAUCGGAAGGGAGGACACGGAGCGGGAGGACACGCCGCCGCCGGUGCCCGAGAGGAACGGAGAGAUCAUCCCGGUGUUCAUCCCCGCGCUGGAGAAACACCGGACAUCCGUCAGCUCAGACACGGACCUGAAGCCCGAGCUCAGACCGCGGCUCUGCGUCAUUAAGAAAGGCUCCAAUGGCUUCGGUUUUAACCUGCACAGUGAGAAAUCCAGACCAGGACAGUUCAUCAGAGCCGUAGAUGAAGACUCGCCGGCAGAGAGAUCCGGACUCAGGCCCAGAGACCGCAUCAUACAGGUGAACGGUGUUUCAGUGGAGGGGAAGCAGCAUGCGCAGGUGGUGUCUGCGAUUAAAGCCGGCGGUGAGGAAACAUCACUCCUGGUUGUAGACCCAGAGACAGAUGCUUUCUUCAAGAAGUGUCGAGUGUCGCCGACCGCUGAACACCUCACAGGAGCGCUGCCUGAACCGCUGCUCAACGGAGACAUGGACGACAAGGUCAAUGGAAACAGAGACGUGGAGCUGAAGGAGUCAAAGUUAUCAGUGAGUCCGUCUCCAUCCAGCGCCUCUUCCAACACCUCCCUCACGACUCCGCCCACUGAGACUCCACCCCCUGAGGCCGUGGAGGCGUCCAUCAUGGAUGCAAUCCCGGAACUCAGUCUGUCUCUCCAGCAGGUGAAAGAGCGAGCGCACCAGAAGCGCUGUAAUAAGAGAGCGCCCCCUAUGGACUGGAGCAAGAAAAAUGAACUCUUCAGUAACCUAUAGACCUUUAUCCAUCCGUCCAUCAGCUCUGUUUUAAAGGCCCCUACACCAGUGUUUCCCAACCCUGUUCCUGGAGGCACACCAACAGUACAUAUUUUGGAUGUCUCCCUUUUCUGACCCAUUAACUUCAGGUUUUAGAGUCUCUUCUGAUGUUAUGAUAAGUUGAUUCAGGUGUGUUUGAUUAGGGAGAGGUUGAAAAUGUGGACUGUUGGUGUGCCUUCAGGAACAGGGUUGGGAAACACUGCCCUACACAACUGAUAUGAAUCACUAUAACUUCAUCUCCAGCAACACCACUAGGCAAUACAUUUCUAUUUAUUAGAGGCACAUGCUAGUUUGGUCACCUGCCACUUUAAAUGUAAAAUAAAUAAAUAAAUGGAUGACUUCCAAUAACAUCAUUCAUUUAAAGGGAUAGUUCACCCAAAAAUUGAAAUUAUACUCACUAUUUACUCACAAUCAAGUGUUUAUAAACCUUUAAUAGCUUCCUUUUUUGCUGUCGAACACAAAAGUAGACAUUUUGAAGAGCGCUGAAAACCAUAGAAGAAAAAACAAUAUGGUCAACAUUCUUCAAAAUAUCUUCUUCUGUAUUUAACAGAAGAAAACACUCAUAAACGCUUUGAAACAAGGAUG
This is a messenger RNA of Danio aesculapii, 1903 nucleotides long. RefSeq names its product NHERF family PDZ scaffold protein 1b (gene nherf1b). Gene Ontology annotation, biological process: protein localization to plasma membrane. Gene Ontology annotation, molecular function: protein-membrane adaptor activity; signaling receptor binding. The transcript has 6 exons. The record is from RefSeq and is a predicted model, not a curated record. Gene Ontology annotation, cellular component: apical plasma membrane. Lineage: Eukaryota; Metazoa; Chordata; Actinopteri; Cypriniformes; Danionidae. The coding region runs from base 164 to 1279 and encodes 371 amino acids.